AUGUACCUCGAAAACCGGUUGAUACGGGCCGAGAGGGGGGUGCGCGGGGGUGGUAACACGAUCCGCGAGCUCCAGCCGGCCGGCCGCCCUGGAGCGGCGGGCGGGCGGCGGGCACGCCGGCGGGGCGGGGGAGGGGGCCAGGGCGGGGGGAGAGGGGCGCGGGCGGGAGACGCUGGUGCGCGCGCGCCACCUGCUACCGCUCUCACUAGUCGAACGGUGCCCGACCGG
Iphiclides podalirius (scarce swallowtail) is the source of this 228-nucleotide messenger RNA. Lineage: Eukaryota; Metazoa; Arthropoda; Insecta; Lepidoptera; Papilionidae. The record is from the annotation of a GenBank genome assembly.